CUCAGAGAGCUGACAAAACCCUACCCCUUUCAAGUUUCCAAACCACCACCAACACCUACAUUUCUUUCUGACUCGACCACUCCGAAGCUCAGAGUUAGAGAGAAUCUGUUCAGAGAUGGCGACAAGCUUCGCAACCGCAUCGACCGUCGUAGGCCUCGGAAGCUCGCUCUCGUCCAAGAGGACAUGCCUCUCUUCAGACUUUGUGAAGCCUGUUAUGGUUAGGAGCCCUCUGAGGCAAGCAAAAGCUUCUGGAGGAAGGUUCACCUGCAUGAGCUUCCAGAGUGAUUGGCUGAGGAGGGAUCUGAAUGUGAUCGGGUUCGGGUUGAUCGGAUGGUUGGUGCCAUCGAGCGUUCCGGCGAUCGACGGCAAGAGUUUGACCGGGCUCUUCUUUGACAGCAUUGGAGCCGAGCUCGCUCACUUCCCCACACCUCCAGCUCUCACUUCCCAGUUCUGGUUGUGGUUGAUCUGCUGGCACUUGGGGCUUUUCAUCACCCUUACUUUUGGGCAGAUUGGCUUCAAGGGAAGGACUGACAAGUACUUUUGAAUUUGAUCCUCAUGAAGUAAAAUCUGUAUUUGAUGUCAAUUAUCUUGAUUUCUCCAACUCUCUUCUCCCCUUAAUGGUCAAACAUAUUAUUUCUUGCA
Rosa rugosa (rugosa rose) is the source of this 642-nucleotide messenger RNA. RefSeq names its product photosystem I subunit O. The coding region runs from base 116 to 544 and encodes 142 amino acids. The transcript is spliced from 4 exons. The record is from RefSeq and is a predicted model, not a curated record. Lineage: Eukaryota; Viridiplantae; Streptophyta; Magnoliopsida; Rosales; Rosaceae.